Atta colombica is the source of this 1195-nucleotide messenger RNA. RefSeq names its product zinc finger protein 595-like. NCBI's taxonomy places the organism in Eukaryota, Metazoa, Arthropoda, Insecta, Hymenoptera, Formicidae. Gene Ontology annotation, molecular function: RNA polymerase II transcription regulatory region sequence-specific DNA binding; DNA-binding transcription factor activity, RNA polymerase II-specific. The coding region runs from base 1 to 774 and encodes 257 amino acids. The record is from RefSeq and is a predicted model, not a curated record. The transcript is spliced from 5 exons. Gene Ontology annotation, cellular component: nucleus. Gene Ontology annotation, biological process: regulation of transcription by RNA polymerase II.
AUGAGUUUUAAAUCUAAAAAUUUAAUUACUAAAUCGCAAUAUUUCAAUCGACAUAAAGGAACGCACAAUGACACAAAAGAAUAUGUAUGCGAAUAUUGCGAUAAACAAUUUACCUCUUCGAGAACUUGGAAACAACAUUAUAAAGACGUACAUUUUCAAGUUAAACCCUAUAAAUGCAAAACAUGUGAUAAAACAUUUCAAUAUGAAUCGGAAUUGGGUCGUCAUGUUUUGCUUCAUGCAGAAAAAAAACCUUAUCAAUGCCAGUUUUGUGAAGAAGCAUUUACUCGAAAAGGGAAUCUAGAAAGGCAUACAGAGGCGAGGCAUACCAUUGAUAAAACUUUCAAAUGUAUCGUGUGUAAGACAUAUUUCAAAACUCAGCAGGAUUUGCGUGAUCAUACAGAUACGGAUCAUCCUGAAAGAAAGUACAAAUGUAACGAAUGUCCAUCUACAUUUACCCAUCAGAGGACCUUUAACGCGCACAUAAAUAUUAUACAUAAAAGCAGUAAAUCACAUGUUUGUAAGGUUUGCGGCAAAGGCUUUCGUACCAAACAUCACAAGGCUAGCCACAGUUUGGUACACAGCAAUAAAAAGUUUUUUGAAUGUUCGGAGUGUGGCAAGGGCUUCAAACAUAGAAAUACAUUUAUUGUACAUUUGCGAAAGAAUCACAACAAUGACACCAACAAUGACGACACCUGUAAAACAAGUGAAGAACAAACAGUUCAACGAAUUAUGGCCAUUCUUAAUGAAGCAGUUCAACAAUCUGAUGAAACAUAAAGCGAGUAUCAAUAAAGUGUUAAUUGGAGUGUAAAAGAAGUGUAAGGAGGGAGUAAUGGAAAUGAAAUCCGUAAGAAGCGAAAAUUGGAACAUGGAAUGUAAAGAAAGCAUCGACUAAACAUUAAAGAAACACAAAUAAAGUAUAGAUAAGUUCUUUGGCAAGCACGAGCAGAAUGUUCGUUGAAUGUAAACGGAGCGUGACUAGACAAUCUAGAGAACAUAAACGAAGCAUCGUCGAGUUCUUAGAUGAACGUGAAUGAAAUCGAGGUCCUUGGUAAGCAAAUGAUAUUUUAAAAUAUAUUUUAUUUAUUCAGUAAAUUUCUAAAAAAAGUGCUGUUUUCUUUUUGAAGUUCUAGGGGCUAACUUCAAGAAAUUAUUUCAUUAGAACAGAACUGAAAAAUCUUUCAAUGCUACGUCUAUC